Anoplopoma fimbria (sablefish) is the source of this 1953-nucleotide messenger RNA. Its product is annotated as histidine-rich glycoprotein-like. Gene Ontology annotation, cellular component: extracellular region. Gene Ontology annotation, molecular function: cysteine-type endopeptidase inhibitor activity. The record is from RefSeq and is a predicted model, not a curated record. Gene Ontology annotation, biological process: negative regulation of endopeptidase activity. Lineage: Eukaryota; Metazoa; Chordata; Actinopteri; Perciformes; Anoplopomatidae. The transcript is spliced from 7 exons. Bases 74 to 1594 code for a protein of 506 amino acids.
CCCUCACUGGGUAUCUCUCCCACCAGCUAGUGUGUGCUUUUAGAGACAGACAAAGUUGUCCCAGGCCUUAACCAUGAAGCACUGCGUGCUGUUGUCGCUGUUGUUGGCGUUGGGGUGCGCGCACGUCCAGGGUGCACCGGUGGCACCGGAUGGCAUGGAGCAGGGGUCGUGUGAAGACGCUACGGCGAUGGCAGCUGCAGGACUUGCUCUCACCAAGAUCAACCAGGACCGACAGGAAGGCUACGUCUUCGCUCUGCACCGUCUGUCCAACAUGCACAUGGCAAAACAUGGAGAGACCGGCGUGGUUUUCUACCUGACUUUGGAUGUUGUGGAGACCAACUGCAGUGUUCUCAGCAAGAAGGACUGGGAGGACUGUGAGGCUCAGCCCACCCAUAACACACCGGUAUAUGGACAGUGUAAAGCUGUCAUCUACUUAAAUAAGGUGCACAGAGUGGUGCGUCUCUACAAAUACGACUGUGUUAUCACACCAGUUCCUUCAACCAGGGUGCAUGAGCUGUGCCCUGACUGUCCGUCUUUUGUGAGCUUUGACAAUGCUGAGGUUCAGAAGUCUGUGUCUCUCUCGCUGGAGAAGUUCAACAGUGAGAGCGGAUUGUCCAAUCGUUUCGCUCUGCUCAAAAUCAGCCGUGCUACUGCUGGGAUGGCCAUGUCAAUGUAUUACAAUGCAGAGUACACCAUCCAGGAGACCACCUGCACCAAGAGCGCAGGAGCAGCUGAUAAGUGCCCCCUCAUGGAGUGCGAGUUCGCUCACAAGGGCUUCUGUAAGGCAUCCCUCUUCUACUCUCCUACUGGUGAUGCUGACUCCAGUGUAGAGUGUGAGAUCUAUGAGCCUGAGGCUGCCGAGAGAGAGAAGAAACACCACCUGUUGGGCGGCGAGACUGACCACAACCACACAGACACACACGCACACAGCCACACCCAUGACGGUGUACACGCUGCCGACGCAGCACACACACACGACCAUGUCCACGACCACACCAAGGGCCACACUCAUCACGACCAAAGCCAAAAGCACGCCGACAACAGCGACCACCACCACACACACGACCAUGGGGCAGGCAGCACCCACAGGCACGCUCACGACCACUCCCACGACCACGGGCACGGCCACGAUCACGUGCACACUCAUCACGCCAAGGCACACAACCACAGCGGCGACUCUCCCAACCAACACCACACCUACAUGCACGCCGGCAGCGACCACACCCACGAGCACGACCACGAGCUGGCUCUAGAUCACGACCACAAGCAUGCUCACCUGCACGACCACGAGCACCACCACCAUCACCACGAUCACGUCCACGAGACCACAACUCACGACCACCCAGAGGGUAUUGUGAGGUUUAUGCCCGCCGUGGACCAGCCCACGACCCUGCCUUUCUUCCCUGUCCUCCCUGGCCCCGUGGUGGGAGUCACUCUGCCACUAAAGCCCGACCCCCAGAUCCCCGGGCAGAUUGAGCCCACCAUCCUUGCCUUCCCCAUGGCGGUCUCCGCCAAUUGCGCCCCUGCAGCUGCCGGAGUCACCCUGGUGGAGAAACUCUUCUCUGAGGACCCCAGGUUCAAGACAGCUGCAUAAGGUCUUAAAACACAUAAACACAGACUGAAGUGAACACACGAAAAUAUUACCAGUAACACAACAGCACACACUUUCCUGUCUCUAUUCCUUCUAAUAAAGGUUAACUGCAUAAAAAACACUACAUUCACCUGUUUUUUUAAAGUGGUAAAUUUGUCAUAUAUAAUAAAAUAAUAAAAUCACUAAACUGGUUAUAUUGGUUUUAUAAUGCUCAGAGACAACAACUGUAAACUGUAAAACCUGACCACCUCAUUGCAGCAUUCACAUGGAGGAACUAUACAAUACAGCAGGCAAACUUUAUAUGUUUGUAUGUUGUCUGUUCUUGGCUGCACCAAAAAAUAAAUAAAUGAUACCACAAAUAA